AGCUUUUUCGGCACUGGCACUUUUCUGCACUAGCAGCUAGUUGGCGCGUGCUUAAGGCGGACACGCGCAGUGCGUCUGACUGCUGGCAUGUCUGCCGCGAACCAGAAGAACGUUAUUGGCGCCGUGGCUGCCGCAGUGCUGGUGGCCCGUCUCAAGGACGCCCGCUUGGUUCCGAGGCUGAUCUUGGAGCCCGACGGCUCCGUGGGUGGCACCGUCAAGAUUUGGACCUCGGCUCUCCAUCUACGGGUACGAGAAGGUCGUGGCAGCAAUUCUUCGGAGGCUCGGCUUGACGAAGGUACCCUCGACGCUGGCGGCGAUGCUCAGCCUCUUCUCGAUCCUCCGCAGCGCCCAGAAGGCCAAGGGGAGAAAGUUCUCCGACGAGCUCUCCGCGCUGCUGAAGCCCGGCGUCGACUUCCUCGGCAAGUGGAUGGGGCUCUUCCUGGCGCCUCCGCUCGUGUCCCUGGACGCCUCCAUCGCGGCGCUGCCGCCCUACCAAGGCGCCGUCUGGGGCAACGCCGUCGCGCUGCUCUCCACGGGCUGGGCGGCGACCCACUCGGCCGCCGCAGCGGUGGCCUCCAGCCUGGUGCCCCAGCGCCCCGCGGCUCCCAAGGCGGGAGCGGCGGCGGCGGCGGCGCCUGCCGCCGGCGGCGCAGCCGUCGGGGCCGCAGAGGCGGUGCCCCAGGAGGAGGCCGUGCGGCGCGCCUGGGUCUUCUUGGGGGCGCUCGGCUACCUCGGGGUCUCUUGCUCGCCCCUGCUGCCUCCGGUCCUCCACAGGCCGGUCGGGAUGCUCUGCGAGCUGAGCACCACGGUGGGCUCCAUAGCCCUGUCCAAGCUGCUGCCCGGGUCGGUGACGAAGGUGCUCCACCCGCUGGUGAUCUGUGCGGUGUCCUCCAACAUGGCCUCGCGCUUCGCGGGCUCGGCGGCUCCCUACCGGGACGGCGGGCGCGGAGUGGGAGAUCGUCUGUUCCAGUGGCUUCCAGCCGCCGUCACAGGUCUGGGCGUCAGGAUGUACAACACCACCGACAAGUGGCUCGACAGCCCAGAUGAUUUCAAGUGCGUGCUGGCAACCUGUGGCGCAUCGGGCUGCUUCUCCAUCCUCCUCACUACGGCGGGCGCGCUCUCCCAGCACUCGCCGCUGAGCGUGCCCGCCCCGCUUGCGCUGCCGAUGCUCCACCGCUCGGUCAUGUCCGCGCUGGGCAUUGAAGGCUCGAUGGCCAUCGGCCCAGAGUGCGAUCCGCAGCUGGCUGUCGCCUCCAUCCUCAUCACCGGGUGCAUCGGCGCCUCCCUGGGAAACACCUUGCUCCGCGCCGUGCCGCAGGUCUUCUGCGCGGAUUCCGCGCUGGUGCGAGGCGUCGCCAUGGGAUGCUCCGCGCACUCCAUCGGCACGGCCGGGCUGAUCUCCGAGGGCGACACCGACGCGGCGGCCAUCUCCGGCGCCUCGAUGUGCCUCGCGGGCACCAUGCACACGCUGGUGCUCUCCCUGCCGGGCGUCGUGCCCAUCAUUCGUGCAGUGGCUCGGCUCCCCGCGGCGGCGUGACGACGCGGCGGCCAUCUCGGGCGACGCGAUGUGCCUUGCGGGCGCCAUGCACACGCUGGUGGCUCGGCUGCCCGCGGCGGCGUGAGGGCGGCUAUAAUUCGGGGCCGGACCUCGGCGUGGCCCUUCUCAUCCAUUCGCUUGGCCAGUCCUUUCUUAUGUCGGUUCGCCUGUCUGCCCCUCACAUGGCCCCUGCCUGCGUUCCCCACCCAGGUCCCCCUUUCCAUCACUCCAACUGGCCACGUCCGUCACUCCCCUCCUCCGCGCACGUCUGUUUUUCAACGCCCCCCACCUGCCGCAUCGCGGGUCCGCUUGGUGGACUUGUUGCAGGCUUCGAUUUUAAUUUCUCCGGAAGAACUGGAUAUCGUAUGUGUGGGCGAAUCGGCGGGCAUGGCUCAAUAGCCAGCGUGGCUGCUAUCGCCGCUUCCAUGUGCACUCGCGGCGGCGCUGACAAACAAGUCAAGCGUGUGCCCCCGGGAAGCUCGAGCGUGCACCCCGCGGCUCGCCCUUGCGACGCUGAGCUUUCAUACAGACAUGAUCUCUGUCGGGCGUACUGCCCGUGCGCGCAGGGCGGAAGAAAACAAA
Molecule: messenger RNA, 2119 nt
Organism: Prorocentrum cordatum
Lineage: Eukaryota; Dinophyceae; Prorocentrales; Prorocentraceae
Source: the annotation of a GenBank genome assembly